Messenger RNA from Prorocentrum cordatum, 2056 nucleotides. Lineage: Eukaryota; Dinophyceae; Prorocentrales; Prorocentraceae. The record is from the annotation of a GenBank genome assembly.
AGAACACUUGAAACAAGAGGGCCGCGGCGGCAAGGGCAGGGGGCAGCGAGACGAGCACAGCAGAUGCUGCACACGAACAGGGCAGCGCGACGAACCAGAAGAGCACCCCAGAAGUGCAGACCGAAAGGGCGCCCGGCUCCAGCCCUUUGGCCCGCCGCCCCCCCGCCGUGAUGCGGCGGGCCGCGCCGUGGCCGUGCCGCCCCUGGGCCUGGGCGGCGGCCGCCCUCCUCCGCGGCCCGGCGGCCGCCGCCUCGUGGGUCGCGGCGGUGCGGGGGCCGUGCGAGCAGGUCGGGGCCUGCGUGCAGAGCCCGAACUACCCGGGACGGUACGGUGGCCAGCAGAGCUGCGAGAUCUCCGUGAACCCGUGGGCGCAGGAGAGCGUCAGCGCCAUCCGCUUCCGCAGCGAGAGGAACUACGACGUCCUCACCGUGAACGGGAAGCGCUAUUCGGGCCACUUCUCGCGGGGCCCGCAGGACGUCGUGGCAACCGGGGCGAUCCUGUGGAGCUCUGACGACGGCGUCGAAUCUACAGGGUGGAAGAUUUGCCGCACGUCGGAGGCCGAUGCCGUGCGGGCCGCUGAGCCGCCCAUCGAAGCCCGAGGAUUCGAGAUGUUCAUUUACGCCUUCAUGACGGUGAUGGUUGUGUGGCUUGUCCCAUUCCUUGCUGUGGCCCCUCUGGUAUCUACGGUACUAUGCAUUUUGGCCCACAAAGUAUGUAAAACCGAGAUGUUGAGCAGCCUCGCAGUUCGCAUCGCACAUUUCCCGUAUAUGUUGUUGCACGGUGGCAAGGCCGCGGGAGACAGUGAACAUCCAUUCAACAUCGUUGGAUAUUGCAUCUUGUGGUGGGGAAUUGUAUCAUUCACAAUGCUGACUUUCAUUAUUAUCUUGUUUGCGGCGGUCACCUUCCUAAUCACUUAUCUGUUCGGUUUGUUGAUGAUGUCGCUAUUCUUCAUGCUCCUCACACUGAUGGAGUCCGUCGCAGAGCGAGCUACGAAUGAAACAAGAGUCUCAGGAGGUCAAGUUCCUGCCGUGAAGUACGAGGGGAAGCUGUGGCAGUUCUUGAGGCACCCAUUCGUCAAGUGGACUUAUCGGACAGUGGCUCUUCUUGUAAUUGCCACCGUGAUAAGUGUUGGAGUCUACGUCCAGUUCUUGGUGGACGCAAUGCUGAUCGAGAGUGGAUUUGAUCUGCUUCCCUCCCAGCGCGACUCAAGUGAUUCUCCGCCAGUGUAUGCGGUCAUGCAGGGCAUGAAGGGCGAUUUCGCGGUCAUGAGCAUCGUAUCCCCAGCGUUCGAGCUGUUCCGUCCGAUUCUUAAGUGGGUUCGUGCAUGCUUGGAUUGGCCCGUGGCAUGCAAUCCUGCCGCGUGGUCUGCCUAUUCUGUCGUUUGCCUUUCUGCAACAUAUGUCCAGUUCGUAUGGUGCACGACCGACGUUGCAUCUCCUUUGUACGAUCGGCAGAAGCGGUUGGAAGAGGCGCCAGCAGAUGAGACUGCUGGCAAUAUGGGUUUUCUGAAGCAGAAGUUUUACGCCCUGGUUGUAUUGAUCAUCCUCAAGUUGAACUUCUACACUCUGCAACUUGUUGGGCAGGGCAUAGUCUCUGGAUUCCCCGGCAUGAUGUCACACGAUUCUAAAUAUUGCGAGGUCGAAGUGGUCCACCCCCACGGAAUUGAGCUUGGAUAUGCAGCCUCAUGGCUGAUUGCACGGCUCAUGUCUUAUUCGAUCGAGGAGGAGGAUCGAGGAGGAGGAUUCGUUCGCUCAGUUGUUGUAUAGCGCGUGUGGCUUCUCUUUGGAGCAUCUGCGGCUCUCCGCCCCGAGGCGCCUCUGGGUCGGGCGGCCCCGAGGCCGGGCGAGGGCCCGCGGAGGCCCAGGAUGGAUCGAGCGGCCGCCGUCGUGUCCGCCUCCGCCCGCCAGGGUCGGGAGCCUCGAGGCGGGGGUCGACGCAGACUGGGGUCAGCCAGAGCGCCGGAUCCUGCAGGAUCCUGCGAGGACCCCCUCUGGCCGACCCGGGUCCGCGAGCCGCUCGUGGCCGCGGGGCGGCCGCGCCUGCUGGCUGACCCGGG